AUGUACAAAUGGCUGACGUCGUAUUACCCUACAGUGAGAGAAGAACUAAUCAAUAAUGAAAGACAGAAAGAAGUAGAUAUUUUUUAUGUCGACAUGAAUGGAGUGAUACAUCAUUGUACACAUGCGAACAAGGAGACCCUACCUGUGCAUGAUGAACAUGAGCUGUUGUCAAACAUCUUGAAGUACUUAAAGAAUCUGUUUCAUUUAGUGAAACCAAAAAAUUUAGUUUAUGUCGGGGUGGAUGGAGUCUCCCCUAAGGCCAAGAUGAACCAACAGAGGAAGAGACGCUUCCUCAGCUUAUUUAAGGUCAGCGAUAAUUCUAACGGGGCUAACCUGUUCAACCCUAACUGUAUCACCACAGGCACCGAUUUCAUGUACAAAAUUAACCUCGCUCUGAAUAAGUGGUUCCAGAUUUUGAAGAAGAAGAAUAUCUUUCCCUUCGACGUGAUUUUUUCCGGAUCGGAUGUGCCCGGGGAGGGCGAACACAAAAUUUUGAAGUUCAUUCGGGAGAACUGCAAGCGCGACGCCGCCUUCCGAAACUACAACCACUGCAUCUACGGACUGGACGCGGACCUCAUCAUGCUGUCACUCGUCACGCACCUUAACAACAUCUUCAUUCUGAGGGACAAGUACAAAAUGACCAACGAUUCGCACGCCGCGCUGCUGGAGAAUUUUGAGAAGACGCAGCGGGAUUUUAGCCAGCCCAGGGAGGUGGCAUCCAUUCAGGAAAGCAGCGCGGAGGAUACCAAUCAGGAAAGCAGCGCGGAAGAGUCCAUUCAGGAAGGCAGCGCGGAAGAGUCCAUUCAGGAAGGCAGCGCGGAGGAUACCAAUCAGGAAGGCAGCACGGAGGAUACCAACCAGGGGGACUCCACUUUGCGCACCGUUCUCCCCCCCCCGCAGAGCGCCCCCUUCUGCAGAGUGCACCACUACACACAGGACUACUACGCCAACUGCGAACCGCUGAACAGUUACGAUUUCGAAAUUCUAGAUGUGUACAAAUUACGCAACUCGAUAAGAACCCAAAUAGCAACCUACAUCAAUAAAUUAAAAAAAGAAAAAAAUGUCAUUUUUAACAUAACCCGAGUAGUAGAUGAUAUAGUGUUCCUCUCCUUCCUAGUAGGAAACGAUUUCCUCCCUCAUAUCCCAAAUAUCGAUAUUAACGAAGGAUCCAUGAAUGAAAUUCUGAAUGCAUAUAUAUACUACAUAUAUAGGUACAAUAAUUACUUAACACUUAAAGACAAGGUACAUAUUCAGAGGUUGAAAAUUAUCUUAAAAAUUUUGAGUGCUCAAGAAUUCUCUUAUUUUUUAAAAAGGGGAAAUGCUGAAAAUGUGAGAGAGUUCACUGAUGAGAGCAGGUACAAGGGUUACUACUACCUGCAGAAGUUUGGGUUGGAGGACCCCAAGCAGAUUCAGCAUAUUGUGAAUAAGUAUAUUGAGGGCCUCUUUUGGAAUUUGCACUACUACCACUUCGGCUGCGCGAGUUGGUGUUGGGAGUAUCCCUACCACUACGCGCCCUUGUGCAGCGAUUUGCUCUCCUUUGAGAAGUCCGAUUUUUUUUUCGAAAAGGGAAAGCCCUACUCGGCCUACACGCACCUCAUCAGCGUGCUGCCGCAGAAGGACAACAACCUCCUGCCCGAGGCGUACAAAAACAUCUACUCCGAAGACGAGGUGAAGUCCUUCUUCCCUGAGAACGUUCGAAUCGAUCCCAAUGGAAAAAAGUACGUGUUGGAGGAAGGAGCCAUUUUGACGGGUCUCCCCCCAGCCCAGAGCCCGAUCGGAGAAACAUGGGAGUACAUCGUGCACCUCCCCUUCAUAAACUGCAACACGAUAAACAAGAUAAUUACGGAGCGCAGUAAAAAGAUUUCGAAGCUCAAAUACAAGUUGAGAGAACUCACAGGACGGGAGCACAGAUACUAA
Molecule: messenger RNA, 1917 nt
Organism: Plasmodium cynomolgi strain B
Lineage: Eukaryota; Apicomplexa; Aconoidasida; Haemosporida; Plasmodiidae
Product: 5'-3' exoribonuclease
Exons: 7
Coding region: 1-1917 (638 amino acids)
Biological process (GO): nuclear-transcribed mRNA catabolic process
Cellular component (GO): nucleus
Molecular function (GO): 5'-3' RNA exonuclease activity; RNA binding
Source: RefSeq, a predicted model, not a curated record